CACAGGAGUAGUUAGGGUUUUACCGGUUGAUGUCACGCUACCACUGUACUACUUGUCCUAUUCUGUGAACAAACAGAGCCAUACUCGCUUUAUUAGACCGUGUGCUUCACACUGUAAAUCAUUUAGAAUUUUAUUUAUUUUUGCCCAAAACACUGAAGACAGGAUGGAAGGGAAGUUGACAGGUGAACCAGAAAAAUGUAAAUACCACGAAUCGCCGUUGCCAUCCUUGCCAGAAAAUAAAGAAAAAGAGCUCAUUACCAACCACCAAUCCAAUCGAGACCCUAAUUGUGGAACCGACGUAGCUCGUGCAAGAUGGACUCUCCUACGACAGGUGCUGAGGCAGAAACAGCUGGACAGUGCAGACUCAGAGGUCAAGCAGGUGUCUGUCCGGAGAUUCUCCUCCUUCAACCUGUUCAACAAAACCAGUGUCACGCACCAAGAGACAGAUGACCCCUCCGAAGGCCAGUGGGUGGAAUACACAAGUGCUUCCUUCCCAGAGUUCAGUGCCUUUCUCAGAGAUAACCUCGGGCCCAUCAGAGUGAAUGAGGUUCUCAACAGUUUUGACAAUACAGGGAAUGUCUCUCCCUCUCAAUCGUUAAUCUUCCUGGGCUGUGUGGCUGCUGCGGGCCUGGGCCUGAAUCUGCUCUGUCUGGCUAUCUACCUGAGCUGUCUGUGCUGCUGUCGGAAAGACGAGGAGGAGGAGAGCAAGAGGCCCAACUCAUGCUGUGUCACCUGGUCCGCCGUCGCCGCUGGACUCAUCAGCUGUGCUGCGGUGGGAGUGGGUUUCUAUGGCAACAGCGAGACCAACGACGGGGUUUACCAGCUGACGUACUCCCUGUACAAUGCCAAUCACACCCUGGGAGGGGUCGACAAUCUGGUGACUAACACCAUGGGUAGCAUGGAGAGUGGUCUGAAGCAGCACCUGGCGAGGCUGGAUGAGAUCUUCGCUACGCGGGGAGACUACGUACAGACCCUACGCUUCAUGCAGCAGAUGGCUGACAAUGUCAUCAAACAGCUGUUGGGCCUUCCUGACUGGGACACGGCUAAAGUAGACCUGGCCGCUAUCGCAGACCAAACCGCAUACGUAGAGUACUACAGGUGGCUCACCUACCUGCUGCUACUGAUCCUAGAUCUGGUCAUCUGUCUGGCGGCUUGCCUGGGCCUGGCCAAGCAGUCUCGCUGGCUGCUGACCACGAUGAUGGUGUUUGGGGUGCUGACGUUGAUCCUGAGCUGGGCGUCUCUGGGAGUUGACCUUGCCACAGCUGUGGGCACCAGUGACUUCUGUGUGAUCCCAGACAAGUUCAUCAUGAACCAGACCAAGGACCUGAUCAGUUCUGAUAUAGUGCAUUACUACCUGUACUGCAGCCAGACCCUCCCCAACCCAUUCCAGCAGUCUCUGACCAUCUUCCAAAGGUCUCUGACCACCAUGCAGAUCCAAAUACAGGGCCUGCUGCAGUUUGCUGUGCCUCUCUUCCCCACCGCUGAGAGAGACCUAUUGGGCAUCCAGCACCUGCUCAACUCCUCAGAGGCUAGCCUCCACCAAUUGACUGCCCUGCUGGACUGUAGAGGACUCAACAAGGACUACAUGGAUGCGCUGAUCGGUGUGUGUUAUGACGGGGUGGAGGGCGUGCUAUACCUAUGCCUCUUCUCUACCCUGGCAAUUUGUGCCUUCUGUGCCAUGCUGUGUGCCAUCCCCCGGGCAUGGACACAUAUCGCCAGCAGGGAGCGUGAUUAUGACGAUAUAGACGAGGAGGACCCAUUUAACCCUCAGGCCAGACGCAUGACGACCCACAACCCCAACCAUGCCACCAACGUGCACAGCUUCUGCAGCUACAGCAGCAGUAUGGGUAGCCAGAGCAGCCUCCACCCGCCUGCCGCACAGGCUGUGUCCAAUGCACCCGUUUCAGAGUACAUGAACCAGUCGGCGCUGUUCGGGGGGAACCAGCGGUACGAGAACGUUCCUCUGAUCGGGAGAGGCUCACCGCCCCCCUCGUACUCCCCCAGCAUGAGGGCUACUUACCUGUCCAUGACUGAGGACCAGAUCAGACACUUUGGGAAUGAUUUCCAGGCAUAGAGCUGCUCCUCCCUCGAUCUUUCUUCUCUUUCACUUCUGCCAUCUCCGAGAGGGGUUCUCAAACAGGCGAACAUGCACACACACAAAAACAACUACUUCAGCAGUGUGUGACUCUGUGGCUGCUGCACGGACCCUAUCCUCGUCCAACUCACUGGAAUGGACCAAGGCCUGAUAUGAGGAAAGGUGUCACACACAGUUGUCCCACCCCAAACCCCAGAGCAUAAUGUGUAUGUCUCAGUCACCGUGACUCCAGCCCAUAUUCUAUUAUAGGAUUCUAUUCAUUCUAUUUGUAAUAAUGAUUUAUUUUAAAAACACUAGUUUGAUUCAUUCACUCCGACGAGACAAAAGCAACUUUUACAAGAAAUUACUUUACUAAUGAUCUAAAUUGUUCAGAAACCAAUUAUUUGUAUCCAUCUAUGUUGAAGUGAAACUUCUUAUAAAACAUAUUUUAAGAAUUGAAGCAUGUUUUUGGGCCUAUAACCACUCCCUAUUCUCCAAAACAGUUUUUCUAUAAUUACAGUAUAUCUACUGUAAGUCUAUGACUGCUUGUGACUAUUCCUCGCUUGCUAAAAGACAUUCUCUAUCUGACCUCUUCAAAGACUUGAUGUGGACUGCUGAACUAUCUGGAGGAACCAGCCACAAUAUAUUAAUUAUUCAAAUCAAAAGAAGGAACCAUACCAUUCUGUUGAUAUCUGAAAUUGGCCAAGCACAAGGACAUCAGAAAUUACAUUUUCACAUUCUUAGAACUGAAUACUGUAAUUUCGACUGUCGGAGGGUCCUCCUUUCCCUCCAAGGCAACAGACAACAUAUGCCAUAAUAUUAGUUAUAUGUUUCCACAUACAGUUGAGACCUAAACCUUGUGAAGCACAAACUCAACCCUGAUUGUAUGGUAGGGCCUGGGAUAGUGACCCUACACAAUGCCCAACACUGAUCUUUCGCAGAUACCCCUCUGUGUUGCUUGCUCUUCUCCAUUCAAAAAGUCCUGCACGGUGUCUGACACAGGAUUUUAUGUUUUGAGCCAUCAUUUCAACGACUAAAACAUGUUACAAAUGUUAUUUGUCCACACACGUUAACUGAUGCGCAUUUAAACUAUACUGUAUGUUGACUUCUGUAAAUACCUUGUACGUUUACAGAUUGUUGUGUCUUAUUUUGUAGUAUUCAUUUUAGGGUUGUCCUAAUGUGCCACUGGUUGUGCGAUAUCUGUAGCUUGUUUUAAACCAAUAAAGCCCUUAGGAGAGCAUUGCUCUGCCAUAAUAUCAGAUAUUCUUUUCAGAGGCCGUUGUUAAAUGAUGGCAUUCGGUUAGAUGUGUAUUGUAAUAGUACCAUAUCAACUUGAGUUUUGGUCAUGACUUGGAAGCGGCUGCAAACUAUCAUGGUGAGAGAAAUCGUGUUCAGACAGCAGUUUUAACCUUACUAAUGAUCCUUUUCUUCCAUUUUGAGAAAACAUAUCAUCAUACUCUUAAUGAACAGGCCGGUUUGAGCUAUUGUCAGAUAAUGUUUAAUUCUGUAGGAUUUUAUAAUAUUAUUUUGUUUGUUUUGUUAAUUUUUUCAGUUUGAAUGCAUGUGAAGUAGCACUGUCUACAACCAUUGAG
Molecule: messenger RNA, 3666 nt
Organism: Salvelinus namaycush (lake trout)
Lineage: Eukaryota; Metazoa; Chordata; Actinopteri; Salmoniformes; Salmonidae
Product: protein tweety homolog 2-like
Exons: 17
Coding region: 164-2074 (636 amino acids)
Cellular component (GO): plasma membrane
Molecular function (GO): volume-sensitive chloride channel activity; intracellularly calcium-gated chloride channel activity
Source: RefSeq, a predicted model, not a curated record